Molecule: messenger RNA, 2368 nt
Organism: Diceros bicornis minor
Lineage: Eukaryota; Metazoa; Chordata; Mammalia; Perissodactyla; Rhinocerotidae
Gene: BLOC1S3
Product: biogenesis of lysosomal organelles complex 1 subunit 3
Exons: 2
Coding region: 534-1133 (199 amino acids)
Cellular component (GO): BLOC-1 complex
Source: RefSeq, a predicted model, not a curated record
CGGCACACGUGAUUGGCCGCCACCGCCCGCCCCCCCUGCUUCCCGAUUGGGUGGGGCUGCCUCCCUGCACCUCCCUCGGUGAAGACGCCGCGCUUCGGCUGGGUAGCGGAUUCCGGGGACUCGGAGCUUCGGUGACCCGGUACGGCCUUCGGGGAUAGCGCUUUCCCCUCGCCCCCACUAGUGCACCCUCCCCAGAGUCCAGCCGGACUGUCACCCUUUCUGUGACCCUGGCACUGGCUCCUGGGCAGCCAGGGGGCCCGUGUGCUUCCGGAUCUGACACCGGCUUGGAGGACGGUGUUGUGGGUGUGGCCUCUGCCAGAGGCAGAAGCGGAAAGAGCUCAGUUUGGGACUCUGGGAGGUCGGGCCUCGGAGCCCUAGUUGAGCUGGUCCUCAGUUUCCCCGUGCGUACACUGAAGAGGCUGGGGCCAGUAGCCCCCACCAUCACCGGCAGGCACGAUGAGCCCCGUGCACAGAAGAGGAAACUGAGGCCCAGGCAGGGGAAGCAGAGGGCCCCACAUCGCUGAGCUCGGCGCAUGGCGUCCCAGGGUCGUCGGCGGAGGCCCCCGCGGAGGCCCGAGACGGUGGUGCCGGGGGAGGCGGCCGAGACGGACUCGGAGCUCUCCGCGUCCUCGUCGGAGGAGGAGCUGUACCUGGGCCCCUCGGGCCCGACGCGCGGCCGCCCCACGGGGCUGCGGGUGGCCGGGGAGGCCGCGGAGACCGACUCGGAGCCGGAGCCGGAGCCGACGGCCGCGCCGAGGGACCUGCCCCCGCUCGUCGUGCAGCGGGAAACGGCCGGGGAGGCCUGGGGCGCGGAGGAGGUCCCGGCGCCCGCCCCCGCGCGCUCGCUGCUGCAGCUCCGGCUGGCCGAGAGCCAGGCGCGGCUGGACCACGACGUGGCGGCCGCGGUGAGCGGCGUGUACCGGCGCGCGGGCCGCGACGUGGCCGCCCUGGCCGGUAGGCUGGCGGCCGCCCAGGCGGCGGGGCUGGCGGCGGCCCACAGCGUGCGCCUGGCGCGGGGGGACCUCUGCGCGCUGGCCGAGCGCCUGGACAUCGUGGCCAGCUGCCGCCUGCUGCCCGACAUCCGCGGCGUGCCGGGGACCGAGCUGGAGCAAGACCCGGGACCGCGGGCCUAGCCAUGACCCACUGCACCGCCUGACUCUGCGCCUUGGGGGUAGGCCUUGGGGCCUCUGGGACCUGUCUCUGUACCCUGUGUAGCCGCCUCCCAGCUUGCUGUCACCUUCAGGGCUAACCCUGCCCCCUGGAUGAUGCUGUGCGUCGGGUGGGUAAUGGGUUCAUCCUCUGGUGUGUAGUCCUGCCCUGCCCCUUGCAUCUGGUUCCUCCUCCUGGUCCUGGCCCUGCUCCCUGGUUGCGAGCCUGUCUCUAAGGCCUGGUUCCAGCCCUUAUGUAACUAGCUGCUCUUUGAUCUGUCUGCCUCCUGGGAGCUCUGUGCUCUCUGCCUUUCUGAGUUUGCCUUCUGUUCCCAGAGGCUGCUCCUGCCUCUUCCCACAGGAGCCCCAGAAUCUGCUGCACAUUCCCUGGCAUCCUCCUUCACUCCCUGGGCUCCGGUUUUGGUCCUAGCUCCACUUCUGGAAUUUUGUCCCCUGAGGCUGGGCCCUUUUUCUGCUCCCCAGGCCCCUGUUUCCAUCUCCUGGUUCUAGUUCUUGCUCUGCCGUCUCCUGGCUCCUCCUCCCCGGCCUUGGCUCCAUUCAGUCCCUUGGCCUGAUCUGGUAUCCUGGAUCCAGCUGUCCCUUUAGGAUUAGUUUUGCUUCUUUGUGCUUUUCCCAUCCUGCUUGUACUAUCUACCUGAUCCUGGGCUCUGAAGACCCCCUAUGGUUGGUGUCCUUCGUCAGACCCCAGAUGAGGCCCCUACUGACCCACAGGGGUCCACCUCCUGACUCUCCAGGCCCAAGAGGGCAUCUCCUCCAGACCCUCCAGACCCAAGUUAGUGUGUCCUCCUCAUCCUCCAGGCCAAGGUGGCACCUUCUGCCCAAGCUCCAGAUACAGGAUGGGCCUCCUCCUGACUCUCCAGGCCGAUGGUGGCACCCUUCAGGCACUUAGGGCCCAGUAGAGCCCUGACCUGGUACUUGGGACACAAGAUGACACCACUUUGCAGAUGAGGGCCACACAUAUGGUGUUCAUGCACUGUGUUGGCCCCUGGAUGCUAAAAGGACUUGGAUUCCUGGCUCGUCUCAGGGUCUGGACUUAGCUCCUUUCUGCUCCUUCUCACCUGCUCCCUCUUCUGGUCCCACUCACAUUUCUUUCCCGCCCCCACUCUGUUAUCCCAGCCUGAAGCUGAGAUCUGAGCCCCCAGGAUGGAGAGGUGAGGAAGAGCGCUCUAUAGCGGACUCAUUAAAACUUAAAACCAUUA